AUGAACGACUCCGAUUGUGCAAAUCCCCUGCUCCUGGGAUGGAUCAAAGAAAUUUUGGACCAGGCUCGGGAGCGUAAUAGUAAGGGAACUACAGUGUACAAAAAGGCAUACGAGUCGAUGAAGGCGUGCCCUUUGGUCUUCCAGCACCCUUCCGAAGCUCAACAGCUCAAUGGACUUGGUCCUAAGCUGUGUGAUCGUCUCACAGGUAAACUAAGGGAUUACUGUGAUGCAAACGGCCUACCCAUGCCUGAGCACCCACGUGCCGUGGCAACAAGCAAAAGAAAGUCCUCUGAUGGCAUCACCGAAAGCCAACCAGCAAAGAAGACCCGGAAGCCGAAGACCUAUGCGCCCGCUUUACGAUCUGGUCCUUAUGCCUUGCUCCUUGCCCUCGGUGGUCUCGAUGAGAAUUCCAAUCAGAGCAUGACCAAGGCACAGUUGGUUGAAGAAGCUCAACCGCUUUGUGAUAACUCUUUCACUGUGCCUCCUGAUCCGACUAAACAUUUCACUGCAUGGAACUCCAUGAAAACUCUAAUCCAGAAGGAGCUUGUUUACACUCAAGGGCAUCCAUUGAAGAGAUAUUGUCUAACUGAGGAGGGAUGGGAGGUUGCCAAAGCCAUCAAGAAGACGGCCAAGGGAUCAAACCAAAACACACUACAAUUUGAUGUGAAUCCAACCGCAAAUAACAGUGGUGAUGCCCAAAGAGAAAAUAUUGCAAAUCGCAGAGAUUUCGAGAACCUGGCUGGCCGAGAGCUCCAAAGCACGACGGGGAAUAUCUUGGAUGAAGAUAUCACAGAUGACUCAACAGCCACACCAAUCGCUAUCCCACCUGACAGUUUCACUGUCGAAUUGAUACUUGACACUCGAGAGGUCCGGACAUCCAAAGACAGGGACUACAUCUCCAAUGAGCUGAUCAAGAAAGGCAUUACCCCCGAAGUCCGCGCUCUUGAAGUUGGAGACACAAUGUGGGUAGCGAAGUUUCGCGACCCGACAUUCCUCUCGAAGUACGGCGAGGAAGGCAGUGAGAUAAUGCUUGAUUGGAUAGUCGAGCGUAAACGCCUAGACGAUCUAAUUGCCUCUAUCAAAGAUGGCAGAUUUCAUGAACAAAAAUUCCGUCUCCGCCGAUCUGGUAUCAAAAACGUCAUCUAUCUCAUUGAGGAGUUCACUGUCAUUCAUGAGGGUAAUGCCGCAAUGGCAGCGAAAUACAACGAUAUGGUAGCAUCGGCUGUUGCUCAAACACAAGUCGUGAAUGGCUACUUUGUCAAACGAACAAAGAACCUCGACGACACUAUCCGCUACCUCGCACGCAUGACAUUCCUUCUCCGCAAUAUGUACAGCGCCGACUCUCCGUCACCAUCCUCCUCCCCAUCCCAACCCCAACACCGGUCCCCAGCAACACCGUCCCACACGCUCUCUCUCCUUCCAACCCGUCAUUUCUCCCCAUCAAAAUCCUACACUGAGGCUGUCGCUGACCUCCGCGCCCAAAAUCCCAAUGUAACAUAUGGCUUGACAUUUCCCACAUUUUGCGCCAUUGCAUCAAAAUCUGAAGCCCUGACACUCCGUGACAUAUUCCUCAAGAUGCUCAUGUGUACCAAGGGUGUCAGCGGUGACAAGGCACUAGAGAUCCAGCGCCAAUGGCCGACUCCUCAGACUUUUGUUCGGGCCUUUGAGGCGCUUGACCCGAAAGAUAGAGAGACGAUGGUUUCUGAUCGCAUGACACAUUUGAUGGUGGGAAGAAAGAAGAUAGCGAAGAUCUUGAGUAAGAAGAUAGCAGAGGUUUGGGGCGAGGUGUGA
Messenger RNA from Aspergillus puulaauensis, 1791 nucleotides. RefSeq names its product crossover junction endonuclease MUS81 (gene MUS81). The coding region runs from base 1 to 1791 and encodes 596 amino acids. Lineage: Eukaryota; Fungi; Ascomycota; Eurotiomycetes; Eurotiales; Aspergillaceae. The transcript has 3 exons. The record is from RefSeq and is a predicted model, not a curated record. Gene Ontology annotation, biological process: DNA catabolic process; double-strand break repair via break-induced replication; resolution of meiotic recombination intermediates. Gene Ontology annotation, molecular function: DNA binding; 3'-flap endonuclease activity; crossover junction DNA endonuclease activity. Gene Ontology annotation, cellular component: nucleus; Holliday junction resolvase complex.